Messenger RNA from Psylliodes chrysocephalus, 1419 nucleotides. The record is from the annotation of a GenBank genome assembly. NCBI's taxonomy places the organism in Eukaryota, Metazoa, Arthropoda, Insecta, Coleoptera, Chrysomelidae.
AUGAAAACUAUUGAGAAAAUUAAAAAAACCGAAGCGGCCCAUGAAACAGACGAGGUUGAAAGAUAUUGGCCUCAAAUUUUUGCAAUAUUAGUUGGUGCACUAAGUGGAUUCACAGAUGGUGUGAAUAUAGCUUGGCCAUCACCAUAUAUAGUCGUAAUUACUCAAGAUAAAGAUAACUACAAUAUCAGUGAAGAACAAGCAUCAUAUUUCAAUACCUUCCAUGCUGUAGGAUUUCUUAUUGGGUGUCCAAUCUUUGGUGUACUCUGCGAUAAAAUUGGAAGAAAGAAAACGUAUUAUUCGACAGCAAUCUUACACAUCUUAGGACUACUAUUUGCAGCUUUUGCUAAAGAUAUUUAUUUGUUUUAUUUAUCAAGAAUAUGUGCGGGAUUGGCCAAUGCCUGUUUCUUUGCUGUUUUUCCAACGUACGUUGGGGAGAUCGCUAAUCCAACAGUGAGGGGAAGUUGGGGAAAUGCAGUUGCGUCAUCGAUGUAUCUUGGCGAAUUAGCAAUAAACGUAAUCGGUAGUUAUGUUAACGUACCAACGGCGUCAUAUAUAUGUCUUCCUUUGCCUAUGAUCUUCCUUGUAUUAUUUUAUGCAAUUCCGGAAUCACCUUAUUAUUUAAUUAUGAAAGGAAGGGAGGCAGAAGCGAAAAAAUCUUUAAUAUAUUUCACUCGUAAAGAGAACGUUGAAAAAGAUUAUAUAAAACUAAAAGAAGACGUUGAUAGACAGUUAUCAGAAUCUGGAAGUUGGGUCGACUUAUUUAAAAUUAAGAGUAACAGAAGAGCUGUGUUAGCAGGAACGUUUUUAAGAUUCACGCAACAAACGUCUGGUUUGGGUAUAUUUUGCUUUUUCACUCAAUCAGUAUUUCAAAAAGCAGGAACCAAUAUCGGCCAUCAGCUAGCUUCAGUUAUAUUUAUGGCAGUUAAUAUGGUUUUAAAUAUAAUUGUACUACUGUUUAUAGUUCAUCGAUUUAGUAGAAAGAAAUUGUACAUAGCAUCUUUAGCUAGUUCUGGAAUAGUUUUAUACCUUUUAGGAACGUUUUUCUAUGCUGAUUCACAUCUAAAUGUGGAUCUGUCUGCAGUUAGAUGGAUGCCUAUUACUGGUAUGAUUUCCUAUUUGGUAUGCGCUUCAUAUGGACUAUGCGUUAUUCCCUCUUUAAUGAUGAGCGAAUUAUUUUCGGCAAGUAUUAAAGGGAAAGCAAUGGCAUUUCUUCUUAUUUUUAUGUCACUUGGAAAUAUACUGAUAAAUACUUCAUUUUAUUAUUUAAUUGAAUAUCUAGGAUUUCACUCGCCAUUUUAUUUGUAUGCCGUUGCUAAUACUAUCGCUACGGUGAUGUCAUUUUAUAUUAUUCCAGAAACGAAGGGAAAAACUCUUGAAGAAAUCCAACAGAUGUUGAAACAGAAGAAAAUGAAAGACUGA